Messenger RNA from Colletotrichum lupini, 1119 nucleotides. RefSeq lists its product as uncharacterized. The transcript has 2 exons. The record is from RefSeq and is a predicted model, not a curated record. Lineage: Eukaryota; Fungi; Ascomycota; Sordariomycetes; Glomerellales; Glomerellaceae. Bases 1 to 1119 code for a protein of 372 amino acids.
AUGUGGCAGAUGAUGCCGGGUUUGAUGGCUUCGCUAAGAACACACGUCGCCAACCAUCGUCAGCACCUUUCCAAGAGCCACCUCAAGGACAUCGUCAUCCAACUCAGUCUGGCCAUUGUUGAAGUUGGGAUAGUGACGCUUGCCGUUCCCUUCUCAACGCACCUCAAACAAUGCACAAUUCCUCGACUCGCCCGCCUUUUUGGGCGCUCUUUCAGCGGUAUUCAGAUGGCCACCUACGGACUCCCCUUCGACAUGCUCCUCCUCGCCAUCCAGCGGUGCUUCCCUUUCGACACCCAAGCCUCGCGCGCCCUCUACACCGAGCUCCGCACAGCCCUCCUCGACGCCGCCGUCCACCGAGUCGCCGUACUCGCCCACAACAACGGCUCUCUGCCCGUUGCGCACGUUCUCGCUCGCCUCUGCUCCGACAUCCAAGCGGAAAAGCUCUCCAAACUGGAGAUCUACACCUUUGGUGCUGCGGCUUCGGAAUUCGUGGCGCCUCUCGGAGAAACCAGCCGCAAGGUCACCCGCUUUGAGGAUGGAUCCACCGCGGUGGUUGAAGAGCGUGGUCCUCACAUCGAGCACUUCGCCUACGCGAAUGACCCCUUUGCGCAAAUGGGCGUGCUCCGUUCUGUUCAAAAGAAGCUUGACGGCCGAUUCUGCGGCGGCGUUUUCGUGAUCCAGAACCAGGUUCCCCAACCCUCUGGCCACUGGGUUCCCGACCAGCGACCCGUGAUGCUUCUGACAGACUACCUCUCGGCCCUCUUCCCCGACCCUUCAUCGCCGCAAGCACCCAGCAGUAUCCUCGACUACGUCAUGAUGAUCGACCGCGAUAUUGCUGAGAAGCGCGAGCUCGCUGCCAUGGCAAACUACGCGCAGACGCGCCGAUCCCGGAAGGACAGCCGCCGCCUCAGCUGGACUGGCCUGGGAGCGACUGUCGGCGGCAGAAGCGGCGUCAUGGACGGUGUCACCGGGCUCGAGAUGGCGAGACGCGGAUGCCGUGACUGUGAUGGCCACCGUGGACGCGAGGUCAGUUGGCUCUCCAACUACGUGCAAACCGGCUGGGUCGUCGAAAAAGAGGCACACGUCGUCGAUGCCAUGGGCAUUGGAGGCAAGUUUUAA